AUGGACAGCACGUCCAUGAAUCCUUACGAAGAGCAGCUGUACACAGUGUUCAAAACCUUCGACGUAGAUAACGAAGAAGCCCUAAAUAAAUCCGCUGUUCUCGAUCUGUGUGACGCGUUACAGCUAGAGGACCGUGGCGCCACUCUCGUGGACAAUCUGUUCGAGCGACGCUCUGACCGUGUCACGUUCACGCAGUUCCGGAACGGGCUGCUCUCUGUCCUCAGCGGCGCCGAGCGUUCUCCGGCCUCAGCCCCGGCCACAGCUCCCGUCGCUACCCCCGCGACUCUGGUGCCGCCAAUUGGAGCGGCACACAGCGACGAAGAUUCCUCAGGCCGCGAAGUUGCUCCUAAGUUCGUUUUCGGAUCCAAGAAAUACGGACGUCGUUCGAGACCACAACGUUCUUCCACUUCCGGGAGUUCGCCUCGAGCCGCGUCUGUGUCACGUCUCGAUAGCGAAGACAGAAAUCGAUCGUCGCAACGCAUGCGGUGCAGACGGAGUGCCUCCGCGAUGGAGAGUCGCGAUCUCGACACCCGGACCGACGAAGACGACGUCGUCUCGGAUACCUUCGACCACGACCGGCGGAUCGACUGCGAUCAAGCGCUCGCCCUCUGUCGCAAUCUACAGAUGGAAGGAAUCGACCGGAACCUCUUGGAGUCCAUAUUCGUCGACUCCCGGGCCGAAGAGAUCACCGUCGGAGAUUUCUUCGAUCGCUUGAACGUCUCGCUCACGUCCUCGAUCGAAGGUUCUCGGAACACCAGCACCGCCGAAGUGAUAGUGGACGACGGCUCCGACGAGGACGCCGUCGUAGCCGCCGAACUCGUGGUCGACGCGUGGGAGCGCGCCGGAGUGCCGCGGCCGCGGCGCCUCCUCGUCGAGCUCGGAUUCAUCGCCGCCGCAGUGCGGCCGCUGGACCUCGAGCGGGUGCUCGACGACGAACUCGCGGCGUUUCCCGAGCCGGUCGGAGAGAGGCGCGACGGCCGCUCGACCCUCCUCGCGGCGGCGCUCGCCCUCGGUCGCCUGCGGACGGCGCGGGCCCGACGCUGCGCCGACCUCGCCGCCGCGGAGCGUGACAAACUGCGCGCCGACGUCGCCGAGGCGAAUAAACGCGCCCGCCUCCUCGCGCAAGACGUCGACGAGAGCCACGCCCGAAUGGAGGCCGAGCUCGCGGCGAACCUCCGCCGGAUGGAGGCGCGCCACGCCGAAGCGACGCGACGGGCGACCGAGGAAACGGCGGCGGAACGCGACAGAGCGGCGGCGCUGCGCACGCGGCUCGAGGCCGACUUGGCCCGACGUACGGAAGCCGAGACCCGAGUCCGAAUCGAGUUGGAUGCGGAAAAGGCGCGGGGCACACAGCUCGAGGCGCGCGUGCUCGCAGCGGAGGAACGCGCGACGACAGCGGAGCGCGAGGCGGCGAGGCUGGCGGAGGAAGCGCGGCGGGCACGAGAGAUCGAAAGCGGCGGUGCGGCGGGCGCGGAGGAGGGGCCGGCGUGGGCGCUGGCGGCGCGCGUGGAGCAGCUGCGGCGGGAGGCGGCGGCGCUGCGGGACCGCAACGACGAGCUGUGCGCGCUGCUGGAGGCGCGGCCCGCGCCUGUGGCGGGCGCCACGGCCGCCGCCAACGCCGCCGACGCCGCCGGUGACCUCUCUGCAGAGUUGCGAUCGUUCAUGGCCCCUGAACCACUCGAGGAAUGCGAUUCCUCGCCGUCCAGCAUGGAUCAGAAAAUCAUAAUAGAUCAUCGCGAGGUGAUCAAACGGUUGCGAGACAUCUUCGAAGCCUUCCGCGCCCCGUCUCCAGCGAGCAAUGACACGUGCGAGUCCUGCGUCGCUGUAGAGAAGCUCAUAUCGGAAACCAGGGCGCGCGUGCAAGAACUGAUCGACGCCGUCGCGCUGCCGGCGGCGGCGGCGGUAUCGGCGGCGCCCGCGAGUCACGCCGCCGCGCAGACCGAUCCCGACGACGAUCCGCUCCGACAGGAACUCGCCUCUGUUCUGACUAAACACGCGGAAGAGAAACAGAAGUGCGACGACUUAAUCAAGUGAGUGUUUCAAUCGCAUAUCAGUCCUGCUGUUCUGUAAAAUCCAAACCCGAAUUCGAAUUCACUCAGGUGCUCGAAUACACUUCAAAAAGCGGGAUCGGGUCAUGAGUAAAGUGAGUUUAGAAAUGACAGCAAUUGACUAUUUGAGACACGUAUAUUCAAUGACAGUAAAAUAGAAUUUCUACACUAAAUGACGUGAAUUCGAACACUUGAGGGAAUUCGAAUUUGAGUCUGGAUUCUGGAGCACAAAAUUGCAUUAAGCGUUUCUUUGGACUUAAACUUAGCUAUGUUCCGAAUUGAAGGCCACAAGUGUACCCCUGAAAUGCUUGCACCUUCAAGGGGAACAUGA
Molecule: messenger RNA, 2379 nt
Organism: Diatraea saccharalis (sugarcane borer)
Lineage: Eukaryota; Metazoa; Arthropoda; Insecta; Lepidoptera; Crambidae
Source: the annotation of a GenBank genome assembly